Soboliphyme baturini is the source of this 375-nucleotide messenger RNA. Lineage: Eukaryota; Metazoa; Nematoda; Enoplea; Dioctophymatida; Soboliphymatidae. The record is from the annotation of a GenBank genome assembly.
AUGUCUUCCAAUUCGGCCCCGUUCGAUCGCCUGACACACUUCGACUGUCUUUCGCGUCGUCGUCCUCGUCCUCGUCCUCGUCCUCGUCCUCGUCUUAGCCUCUUUCGUAUCCUCAUCGUACGUCUCGUUCGAACCGGAAGAACGGGCGAGCCAGCGCGGAAUGUUCACUUGGCACGCGGCGGCGAUGACCACACGAGCAUUAGCAGCCGAUUACGGCCGCAUCGAAUCUGCCUGAUCAACCGUGUGAUAGACCUCGAUGUUCUUUGCCUCACUUGCCAUGCCUCCUUUCCGCUUUCAGCGAACGACACGCCUCGACUGCCAGUGCCACACGCCACCACCGUAGUCGACCAAUCAAAUGGCCGCCCGCUGUUAUGA